AUGAUGCGGCGCGGUUCUAUGGCGAUAGUCGGUGGGGGGGAACCGCUGAUCGUGGUCGAGGAGAGCGGUGUGGAGGACACGGACUACCCGUCGCGCCCUCUGGUGUCCGCCCGCGACCUCUCCGUCGACCAGGAGUCGCCCCCCGACCCCUACCACUUGUCGCCCUGGCGGGAAAACCGGAAGCACUCUCUACCAACACCGUCAUGUACUUCCGGCCCUACCGCCAGCCAGGUAAGACGCUUAUCCGAGAGGGGCGAAGGCGCCGCUAAAGAAGCACGCGAGGCAGCGUUUUUGGCUACUCUCAGCCAAGCGCCACCUCAGCCUGGAGGGAGAAGGCAUUCCGUAGUGACAAUUUCGAGGGUGCCACAAGCACUCUUCGGGCGCGGACGUCGAGAGUCGAUCGCCGCAUUUCCAGCGCUCGGCCGCCGCAGAGAUUCAGGUGCUAAAAAAUGUCCACCUGCCACCGACACGUUGGGCAGCACUCACAACUUGCAGCUCGACAUAAUGGACGAUAUAGUGCAGGCGCGCAAGGUCCGAAUGCGCCUUUGGAACACGUCUAACGAGCGGGUUUGCGAGGUUCAGCCGCUCGACGAGCGCUCCCCCAUGAGUGGAUCAGUGAGAUACACGAACCGUGGACGCCGCCACUCCGAUUUCGUUGGGGCGCCUUUGCCCCCUAUACCCGCGCGCCGCCGGGCCUCGGAAAUGCCGCCGCCGCCGCCGAUCCCGCCGCGCACCGGAGCGGGCGUCGUCUGCACGGACACCGACCUCCGGCUCAUGCUGAACGCCCUCACGUCCUCCGCUACGGAGAUAGAUCGCUGCGGCAAACCGGACAGGGCAAGGCGCCUCGCGGAGAUGCGCUCGAGCAGCUUCGACGCGACCAACCUGCGCGAGAGGUCCACGGAGUCGGGCGGCGCUUGGUUCACGCGCCGGCACCAGACGCUGGCGGCGAAGAAGACGGAAAACGAGCCGAGGAAGCCCAAGGUGACCUUUGCCCCGGACUCGAAACCGCCACCCGGUGAUGCCGCCGCCGUCAUCUGGGACAAGCCGACUGGCUCCGUGGUCGACGCCAGCGCCCUUGGCAGCGCUAUCGAAGUGUUUCUAAGAAGGAGUAGUGCGGUGGAGUCCACGCCUUCAACGUCGGGCGUCCCGAAGCCCAGCAAAAAGGCUGAGAAGGAGGCCAAGAGGGGCACUGAAAACCGAGUCAAGUCGCAGGAAACUCCGAGCACGAGCAGGCAGGCGGGCUCCACGGAGGGCGAGCGCUGGGGCAGCAACAGGCCGGAGGAUGAAGAGGCAGCGGACGGCUGCGACGCUUCUAUAUGUUCAUCAUUAAAGGAUCUCUUCGUG
Messenger RNA from Iphiclides podalirius (scarce swallowtail), 1344 nucleotides. Lineage: Eukaryota; Metazoa; Arthropoda; Insecta; Lepidoptera; Papilionidae. The record is from the annotation of a GenBank genome assembly.